AUGGAGGCGGCAGUGACAGAGUAUCAGAAGUUGCAAGCUUCCUUCCAGACAGCCGUGGAGGCGAGGCAGCAGCUCGACUCGCAGCUGCGCGAGAACGAACAGGUGGCCAAAGAAUUCGGCAAGCUCAAAGACGACAAUCAAGUGUACAAGCUCAUCGGACCUGUGCUGGUGAAGCAGGACCAGGUCGAGGCCAAGACGAAUGUCGAGAAGCGCAUCGAAUUCAUCAAGGGCGAGAUCGAACGAGUCGAGACACAGAUCAAGGAUCUGACCGAGAAGACAGAGAAGAAGAAGGUCGAGAUCGUCGCACUCCAAACAAAAGCGCAGCAGCAAGCCGCAGGAUCAGCAUCGUCACAAGGAGCACCAGCAAUCUCAGCCUGA
Kalmanozyma brasiliensis GHG001 is the source of this 378-nucleotide messenger RNA. RefSeq names its product Prefoldin beta-like protein. The record is from RefSeq and is a predicted model, not a curated record. Lineage: Eukaryota; Fungi; Basidiomycota; Ustilaginomycetes; Ustilaginales. Gene Ontology annotation, molecular function: protein-folding chaperone binding. Gene Ontology annotation, cellular component: cytoplasm; prefoldin complex. The transcript has 4 exons. Bases 1 to 378 code for a protein of 125 amino acids. Gene Ontology annotation, biological process: protein folding; chaperone-mediated protein complex assembly.